UGCCUGACAUUCCAAAGAAAUUGUUACGAAACAAAGGUCCUCUACAUCGAGGGACCCACAGAACCCGAUCCAUCAAAGGAAUUGUAAUGGGCAUCACGCAUCGGAAGAAGAGGGUAGAUGACUCGAGGCUGAUCGAAAGGACUAUGUAUGAGCUUAGCCAUACCGUAUGCAACAACUCCUCCCUGCAUUCCAAAACUAUUAUUUUGCGAUCCCUCGGCGUACUCGGUCAGCAAGAUCACCAAAACGAGAUUAUUAGCACAACAAAUAGAAAAUGAAGACGAACUAAUAGCAAACUUCCAGUUCAGCUAAUAGAAUGACUCCAACCUCCAUUGGCACCCCACGCCUCCUAGUGAGAUGCUGUGAAGCGCAAGAGAGUCAAGUAUAUGGCAGGAUCAACGACCUUCGAGGAUCCCCUGGGGAAUGGUACCGAGAAUGGGGGCAGUGGGCCAACCUUGGAGCUCUACAACUAUUCAUCAUUUUGCCCGGCCACACCAGCUACGAUGCACCAAAUGUCCCUCAAGGCACAGUUAUCGGGUUCAUCAAAAUCGAACGAACCAGGAAUGAAGUGUCGUUCAGAAUACACCCAGAAUUUCGGCAAAGGGGGUAUAUGAAAGAGGCCCUUGAAUACACGUUUGAAAGAUACUUCAGAUCCUCGCGAUCCGAGGAACUUUUUGUGCAGACGAGCAGGGACAAUCAGGCGGUCCUUCGCUUGAUGAAUGGUUUUGGCUUGGUGGGUCAGGAUGGAACUGAGUGUCCUGGAGGCAGCGUGUUUUGGAUAUUUGGAUGGGCGACCUGGAGAUACAGAAAUGCUGGGUGAUCUGUUGGCCAAAAAAAUCAUGGUGUACGCAUUUGUCAAGUACUGAGACUCAUGUCGUGUACGCGCAAAGUCUCCGUUCGAAAUCUUGCAAAGGCAUCUGGUAGUUUUUCCAUCUAAGUUAGCCAACAGGCUUCUCAACGUAAGACAAAAGGUUAUC
Messenger RNA from Cadophora gregata, 974 nucleotides. RefSeq lists its product as uncharacterized. The transcript has a single exon. The record is from RefSeq and is a predicted model, not a curated record. Gene Ontology annotation, molecular function: acyltransferase activity, transferring groups other than amino-acyl groups. NCBI's taxonomy places the organism in Eukaryota, Fungi, Ascomycota, Leotiomycetes, Helotiales, Ploettnerulaceae. The coding region runs from base 314 to 817 and encodes 167 amino acids.